CUUUGGCUAACUUUGUUUAGUUUCACAGCUACUUUCGACAAUGGCACACUGUCGGCUCUUCAUCCUGGCCCUUCUUUUGGCCACUUCAAUGUGGCAAAUUCAGAGUAGUGAAGGAUCAGUUCAGUUGAUGCUGAGACUGUUCUUUCACUGCUCCUCCAAGGAAAUAGUUUCGCCUUGCAGGCCUUGUGAGAGAUCCUGUGGAGAAAGCGAAGCCCAGGAUUGUGCGAAGAACUGUCGUUAUGGAUGCAUUUGCAAGACGGGUUGGAUUCGCAGCAACAGCACCUGUAUUCCAAUGGCCAAGUGUGAGGAAAUGGAGCUUUAAAGUUGCAAAAGCCAACAGGUUUUUCGACUUAAUUACGAAGAUCUAAAACUCAAUUACAACAUUUUUCCCCUGGAUGAGCGAAAUCAAAUUUCACAACUCCCGCAGCGUUAAUUGAAGAUUCCUCAAUAAAAACGAAUGGAAAAUGGAAAA
Molecule: messenger RNA, 472 nt
Organism: Drosophila yakuba
Lineage: Eukaryota; Metazoa; Arthropoda; Insecta; Diptera; Drosophilidae
Product: chymotrypsin-elastase inhibitor ixodidin
Exons: 1
Coding region: 41-322 (93 amino acids)
Source: RefSeq, a predicted model, not a curated record